AACGCCUCGACUGUUUUCCUACAAACAAACUUGUGGUCGGUCGCAAGCGAAGUUGUGGCGGGGCGGCGUCAACGAGCCUCGAGGGAAGAUGGUGUGAAGUAGCUCAGACUGUUGCAGUGACAACAUUAUUGGCGGCAGCAGCCGACACAUGCGAGCUGCCGGGACGAACGGUCGCAGCCGGGGUGUUCGCCAGUCGCGUGUCUUUGUCCCGGUUAGCUAACGGAGAAGAUGAUCGAGCCAGAGCUCCUGACCGAGGUCCCCGCUGCGCUGAAGCGGCUUGCCAAGCAGGUCGUGCGGGGGUUCUACGGAGUGGAGCACGCCCUGGCCCUGGAUGUGCUGAUCCGCAAUCCGUGCGUGCGCGAGGAGGACAUGCUGGAGCUCCUCAAGUUCGACCGCAAACAGCUGCGCUCGGUCCUCAACACCUUGAAGGCAGACAAGUUCGUCAAGUGCCGCAUGAGGGUCGAGACGGCACCCGAUGGCAAGACCACGCGGCACAACUACUAUUUCAUCAACUACAGGGUGCUGGUCAAUGUGGUCAAGUACAAAUUGGAUCACAUGCGGCGGCGCAUCGAGACCGACGAGCGAGACUCGACCAACCGCGCUUCCUUCCGGUGCCCCUGCUGCUUCUCCACCUUCACUGACCUCGAAGCCAACCAGCUGUUUGAACCCAUGACAGGUACAUUUCGCUGCACCUUUUGCCAGACAGAAGUAGAGGAGGACGAGUCGGUCUGUCCUGAUGCCAGGACGCUGGUGGCUCGCUUCAAUGAGCAGAUCGAACCCAUCUACGCGCUGCUGCGCGAGACCGAAGAUGUCAACCUGUCCCACGACCUGCUGGAACCUGAGCCCACUGAGAUCCCUGCUCUAAAACAGAGCCGCGAGCGUGCCGCGGCAGCUGCAGGAAACUCGGGCCAACACCGCGAAGCCUGGUCCAACAAAGGCUCGUCCUAUGGCGACAUGUACACCCAGAAUGUGGUCAUCAGCAUGGAGGAGCAGGAAGACCAACAGAAGAAGGCCAACGAGGGCAAGGCACCGAAGGAAAGGCCCGUCUGGUUGACGCAGAGCACCGUGCAGGGCGCUUACAGUGAGCCGGACGUACUCAAGAACAGUGGAGACAUUGUACCCGAAGCCCAUGAUGCAGUGGCCGGUCAUGGAAUCGGUCAGGCAGAUGAAAAUGAGGAGGUGAUGCGCGCUUUGCUCAUACACGAGAAGAGGGGUGCAGCGGGAGCAGGUGCAAGUGGAGGCGGAGCUAGCGCCGCUGCCAAGGGACUGACCUCCGCCACCGCCAACGCAAGCGACUCGGAGAGCGACACCAGUGAAUCCGACGACGACGCCCCCGCAGGUCCUCCCCCCGCAGCCGCCGCUCCACUCCGUGCCAAGGAGGAGGAGGAGGACGAUGACGAAGACGAGUUUGAGGAAGUAGGGGAUGAGCCAGUGGUGAUGGUGGGAGGUCGGCCGUUCUCAUACGGAGAGGUGAGCCAGAGGCCGGAGCUCGUGGAGCAGAUGUCCGCACAGGAGAAAGAGGCCUACAUUGAAAUGGGACAAAACCUCUUCCAGGACAUGUACUUCUGAACACACACACACACACACACACACACACACACACACACACACACACACACACACACACCUUCCCAUAUAUUUAUUUCUGCUGUUUCACGCCGUCAGUGGUGUUAUCAGAGGAAAUGUUUGUGGACACAACCUGUCAAGAGGAAAACGAGAUGCUGCUCGACAAGUAUUGACGGUCAGCUUCAUGCUCCUGCAUUAUCAGUGUUGCCUUUUGUAGUAUUCUGUCCUAAGUAUUUUUGAAAGUCAGCAAACCAAACGGGAUCUGACCAGCCACGCUGUCAUAAUAGAACAUAUGGCUAAGUUGUUACGGUCAACAGUUGCUAUUUUGAGCAAUCGAGUAAAAUAAAAAUACCCACUGCAGUACAGACAUCUACAUGGAUGUGUAAUAAUGUGAUAAUAGUGAAACUGAAGUCAGAUAACAAUGGGGAGGGGGAUUAAAACAUUGUGUACAGACAUUUAGACUUGACAGUGAUUAAGAACAUAAUACAUUUGGAAGACAUUUGUCUUCUCAGAUGGUGGAUGGAACUACACAACCAUUUAUAGAUGAAACUCACAUUCUACACACUGCUUAUGUCUCUGGGUGAGACUUCAUCCUACAAAAUGAAUCUAAAUGAGACCAGCAGCUUGUGCAAAGAAGAAGAUACUGUAUGAGCUUAUGGUGACACAAUGUGCGUAUAAAAUUUUGGAUUCAGUUUUUGUUUGUAUUCACUUUGUAAAAAUACACCAUUUUCUUCUGGUUAUAUUUCUACUUUUGACAUCUUAUUUUCUCUACACAAUGUAAGGCUACCUAUUAAAGUGCGUGUUUCCUA
Messenger RNA from Scophthalmus maximus (turbot), 2375 nucleotides. RefSeq names its product general transcription factor IIE, polypeptide 1, alpha (gene gtf2e1). Gene Ontology annotation, cellular component: transcription factor TFIIE complex. The coding region runs from base 229 to 1569 and encodes 446 amino acids. The transcript is spliced from 6 exons. NCBI's taxonomy places the organism in Eukaryota, Metazoa, Chordata, Actinopteri, Pleuronectiformes, Scophthalmidae. Gene Ontology annotation, biological process: transcription initiation at RNA polymerase II promoter; transcription open complex formation at RNA polymerase II promoter. The record is from RefSeq and is a predicted model, not a curated record.